GGAUCAACCCAACCGAGUCUCGGCGCCGUCGGUGUUUUCCGAUGGCUGGUGCAGCACUUGCGCAGAAGGGCGAACUGCACGUCCUUCUGGUGAGACAUGGUGAGAGUAGCAACAACCCAUUGAUGGCUGAGAUAUUUGGGCCAGUGGCCGGUGAGGCCCCAGGUUCUGCGACGCGGAAGUUGGCAGAGCAGCGCUGGCUGCGGGAGCGGAGCACGGAUCCAGGGCUGACGCAACGAGGACUUCGGGAAGCAGAGCAUUUGGCGGCCAGCUGCCAGCAAAUGCUUCCAUCCUCAGUGAAGAUCUUCGUGUCGCCAUUCCUGCGCACGCUACAAACUGCGGCACCAUUGGCCAACGCAUUAAAGUCCAAGGUCGUGGUACAUCCCUUGCUUUACGAGGUCGGUGGCGUCUACGUGGAGUCGGAAGGACAGCGGCACGGGCCCGGGGCGUGCUUGAGCCCCUCGGACAUGGAACGCGACUUCCCUGACUUUGACAUCAGCCGUCUACCUGGACCUUCCCACCGAGGCUGGUACCAGGGCGGUUGGGAGACCGAUGCUGCGGCGCGGCAGCGGUGUCAGCAACUCCUUUCUUGGCUCCAAAGUUUGCGGGAGGAACAGCAAAAUUCAUGGGCCGUGCUGGUCAUCCAUGGCCAUUUGAUCGAUUUGCUUCUGAAAGCACUUCUUGGAAUCGUGGAUGACCCAGAGGGAGAUCUGGAGAAUGAGAAUGUCAUGGAGCGACGAGUGGUCUUCUUCACUCCAAACUGCGCCACGGCACAUGUGAGCCUCCGGCCGGAUGGCAGUGUGGCAGUUCGUCACAUCGCCCGCGCAGCAAAUCUCUGAGUGUCCA
Molecule: messenger RNA, 843 nt
Organism: Cladocopium goreaui
Lineage: Eukaryota; Dinophyceae; Suessiales; Symbiodiniaceae
Source: the annotation of a GenBank genome assembly